AUGUGGGACGUAAAGCCGCCUGGCUAUGACGAUAUUUCAGCAGAGCAAGCCAAGUUGUCUGGUUUGUUCCCGCUGCCAGGAGCACCGCGCGCUGCUGCGCCAGCUGAUGCAGAGAAGCUCAAGGCUUUCGUCGAAAAGGGGUUGGCGAACAAGCUUGCCGACUUGCAGCCGUCUAGUGCGCGGCAAGCUCGUCGUGUUGUGGUGGAGAAUUUGCCACCGUUGACGGAGGAGUCUGCGUUGGUAGGUUUCUUCAACGACAUCAUGUUCAACUUGAACGUGGGAGAGCGUGGCAAGCUACCUUGUCUCUCUGCACAAAUCAACAAGGAAAAGGCGUAUGCAUUGGUGGAGUUACGGACAAGCGAGGAAGCGACAUGUACCCUUGCAUUUGAUGGCGUUGCCUUUAAUGAAGCCAAACUCGCCAUUCGCCGACCGAGGGACUAUAUUGUACCGGAGACGAGAGAAGAUGAAAAGCGCACAGACAUCAUUGGGUCUGUCCAAGACUCACCCAGCAAAAUUAUGAUUCGCGGCUUGCCGACAGCACUUGCCGAGGAACACUGCAUCGAGCUGCUCAAGUCAUUCGGAGAACUCAAGUCAUUCCUGCUUGUCAAAGACAGUGACUCUGGCGAAUCCAAGGGCUUUGCCUUUUGCGAUUUCAGUGAUCCGAGUGCGACAGAAAUUGCAUGCGAAGGCCUCAACGGUAUGGAACUUGGCGAGUCACCUCUCAGUGUUCAGCGUGCUUGUUUGGGCGCAAAGCAAGUUGCACCACCUGUUGCUGGUCUUGCUGCACUUUCCGCAUUGGCAGAAUCAGAAGCGCCUAUGGAUGCAACCAAAGUACUCGUCUUCUUCAACAUGGUGACUGCAGAGGAACUCAACGAUCCGAACGAGUACCAAGAUAUUUGCAAUGACGUUCAGAGUGUCUGCGACGCAAGCGCGCCUGUCGUGGACAUCAAGAUUCCCAAGCCAAGUGGUGGUUCAAAAGUCAAUCCUGGUGUUGGCAAGGUCUUUGUUCGUUUUGCAGAUGAAGCUGGCAGUACGGCUGCGAUGCAUCAGCUGGCUGGUCGCAAAUUUUCGAAUCGCACCAUAUUGGCGACGUUCUUCCCAGAGGAGAGCUAUGAGGCGGAGGCAUUCUGA
Messenger RNA from Protomyces lactucae-debilis, 1131 nucleotides. RefSeq lists its product as uncharacterized. The transcript has a single exon. Gene Ontology annotation, molecular function: poly-pyrimidine tract binding; pre-mRNA 3'-splice site binding. The coding region runs from base 1 to 1131 and encodes 376 amino acids. Gene Ontology annotation, biological process: mRNA processing. NCBI's taxonomy places the organism in Eukaryota, Fungi, Ascomycota, Taphrinomycetes, Taphrinales, Protomycetaceae. Gene Ontology annotation, cellular component: commitment complex; nuclear speck; U2-type prespliceosome. The record is from RefSeq and is a predicted model, not a curated record.